This is a messenger RNA of Clonostachys byssicola, 1545 nucleotides long. The record is from the annotation of a GenBank genome assembly. Lineage: Eukaryota; Fungi; Ascomycota; Sordariomycetes; Hypocreales; Bionectriaceae.
AUGCCUCAAUCAGGGCUAUAUUCUUUCCAAACAGAACCCUCAGCAGACCUUCUGCCCGGGUCAACGUGGGGCACAUCAGAAGGUGCACAGAACUUUCAAGAUCUACCAGACUCUGAGUCUUGCCAUUCAGGAGAAGCCGAGGAGUACAUUGUCACAUCAGGCCAGGCCACGCCCCGAGGAACCAGACUGGAGCGCUCUCAUGCCAAUGAGAACGCAUGGGCUUCUGGCCUUACUCCUGUGAUCCCUGGAGGACAUGCCAUGUCCCGGAUCCCUUCAAAUAUUUCAAACGGAUCCUCGCUGUCACAUUCGUCAAGAUUGUCCAGCUUGGAUGUCAGAGGUAACGUUUCCACUUUCAGGAACGGAUCCCAACUUCCUGGCCCCUUGGUUGGAGUCGACACAUCCUGCCUGUUCUUGGACACAGAUGCCAGCCUCAUGCCCCCUUCAGCAUACUGGCCCACCUAUGACCUGACCACUGGUCUGGAAUCACAGUUCUCCCUUAGCACCAGUCCCACUAUGCAUGUUGUUCCUUCCCAGAUGCAGUUUGGCCCUGACGCCAGUCUUCCUGACAACUCUUCCCCCGGAUCUUGGAACAGCUUUUCUAGCUCCAUCUCAAGGACAUCUUCACCUGCCACUAUUGAUGAGGCUUGGCUACAGUCGGCUCACCGUCCCCUGAGCCCUCACUCAUCACCUGAGCUUCCUUGCCAGUCCCCAAGUAGCAUUGGAAUUAAGAAUGAGAUGCCUGAGGAUUUGGUAGCUGCCAUUCCCUCUCUUGGUGAGAACCUCGGCCUCCCCGCCGCUUUUGGACCCCGCCGGGAUGGCGAAACUGCCCGGAACCAUGAAUUGUACAAGAGCGCCACCCCCAAGGAGGAUGGUCUCUACCACUGCCCCUGGGAGGGCGAGUCUUGCUGCAACCACCGCCCUGAGAAGCUCAAGUGCAACUAUGACAAAUUCGUGGACUCCCACCUGAAGCCUUACCGCUGCAAGGCCGAGGCCUGCGAGGGUGCCCGGUUCUCUUCCACCGCUUGCUUGCUCCGCCACGAGCGUGAGGCUCAUGGUCUCCAUGGCCAUGGUGACAAGCCUUUCCUGUGCCAGUAUGAGGGAUGCGAGCGCGGUGUUCCUGGAAACGGCUUUCCCCGCCAGUGGAACCUCAAGGACCAUAUGAAGCGUGUGCACAACGACCACGGCAGUGCUGGUGGAUCCCCACCUUCCACUGCUGCACCGCAAUCCACCAAGGGCCGCAAGAGAAAGACCGACAGCUCAGAGCCCCAGGGAGUUAGCCGCAAGGCCUCCCAGAAGAGCAUCCCCCCCAAGGAAAAGGCCCCUGCCGCCAAGCCACUCAUUGAGGAGUGGCUCGAGCAGCGAAAGGCCGUCGAGGACCUCCUUCGAACACUGGAGAAGCCCGAGGAUGCCAACAACCUUACCCAGAUCGGAGAGAUCCAGAAGCGACUCAACACCAUGGGUCAGAUGGCCGCCAAGGCCAGUGGAAUCCCCACACAGGACAUCAUUCCUGUCACCCAUGUCUCAUUCACCUCCACCAGCGGUUGA